UAAUCAUCUUGUAAGAAGCAGCGUCUAUUUCUCCCACCAAUGCUCCGUUCCCCUAUGAAAUUAACCUCCCUCGAUACACAGUUGUUGACUCCACUGUUCUACAAAUCGGCUCAUUUGUGCGUGUGUUGAAGUAGCCGCGGCACGAACAAGUUCAGGAGAGUUGGUGGAUGAUGAUUACACCUUCCCUAUCGAAAGUUGGGGCAGGCGGCAGUGAUUUGACGUGUACUGCGUGAGUGAAUGGUCCCUGUUUGAAAUGGAAGAUACGAAUGUGGUUUUCGCCGUAGCUGUAGCCUGUUUGGUUGCGGUUACGUCGACACUGGUGUACUUCAUACGGUACCUGUCAUCCAAGCCUUGUGAAAAUUCACAGCCGGAGAAAAAUGGCGUUGCGAAUAAAGAUCCAAUCGGUGAGAGCAAGACCAUUCCGCAGCCGAAGAAAAAAAAUGUAUUCGAGCAUAAGAAGAUAUCGAAAUCAAAUUUCUCUCAUCCUUGGCUUUCAAAAUCCCUGAAAGCGCAUACUGGAAAUGUCCUUGACGCCGAUAUGAGUAGUUCGGGGAAAUACUUCGCAACGGCUUCGGAAGAUCGUUCUAUUAUCCUCUGGGCUACUUCAGAUUUCAGUACGAAAAAUAAUACUCACAAUAAAGGUCGUGUGGAAUUCGAUCAUGCCCUACGAGUAUGUUGGAGUCCGGACUCGAAAGCUCUUGUGACGUACAAAGCCGCUGCUAAUUGCGUUGAAGUUUAUAAAUUAACCAAGUCGGCUGAAGGGAAAUUCUCAGGAUUCGAAGUGGUUGUUACUUUUCCAGUGUUACACGAAUCUGGAGAGAUUGCUGGCAUGGGGAUUGACAUAAAUGGACGCUAUAUUAUGACAUGUUCAACUGAUAAUGAGCUGGUGAUCUGGACCUUGAAGGGUGAAGUCCUGCAUCGUAUGAACACCAACAUGGGUUCCACGCAUGCUGCUGUUCUUUCUCCUUGUGGGCGUUUCGUGACUGUCUGCGGAUUCACUCCGGACGUGAAAGUCAUGGAAGUGGUAUUUUCGAAGACCGGAUCGUUCGAAAAGGUCAACCGUUCGUUCGACCUAAAAGGUCACACGUCCGGGGUUUUCCAUGUUUCUACAAAUACAGAUUCUACAAAAAUGGCGACAGUUUCGAAGGAUAACAGCUGGAAGAUGUUCGAUACAAAGAUUGAUUACGGCAAGGGACAAGAGCCUAGCCUGCUUUUCUCGAUUGCGUUUGACACGCGGGGAGAGAAAGCUUUAAUUGCUUUGUCACCUGACGGUCGAUCUGUUGCGAUUGCCAGUUCGACAGAUGUAUUCUUUUAUUCUGGCGUAACGGGCAAAUUCGUGAAGAAAAUCGAGCAUGUCCACGAGGAACCAAUCACUUUCCUCGUUUUCGACCCAUCAAACAAGUUUUUACUCUCUGGCGGUGACAAACAAGUCAGGGUUUUCCAUAACGUUGUCGGUUACCUUGCAACGAUAGAAGAUUUGGAACAGAAGAAGCGAACCGCAUCACACACAGCGAUGAGAGAUCGGAUUGCGGACCAAAUCGCGGAGGCGCAAAAGUUUUUGGCAUCUUUGGGUGAAUGUUGAUGGAAUCAUUUGUGCUAUUCUUGGCUGAAGUGGAAAGAAAUAGCUCGGAAUCUUCGUUUCUGCUCCUAGCGGAAGUUUAU
Notodromas monacha is the source of this 1662-nucleotide messenger RNA. NCBI's taxonomy places the organism in Eukaryota, Metazoa, Arthropoda, Ostracoda, Podocopida, Cyprididae. The record is from the annotation of a GenBank genome assembly.